Psilocybe cubensis is the source of this 2373-nucleotide messenger RNA. RefSeq lists its product as uncharacterized. Bases 1 to 2373 code for a protein of 790 amino acids. Gene Ontology annotation, biological process: coenzyme A catabolic process. Gene Ontology annotation, molecular function: coenzyme A diphosphatase activity; acetyl-CoA hydrolase activity. Lineage: Eukaryota; Fungi; Basidiomycota; Agaricomycetes; Agaricales; Agrocybaceae. The record is from RefSeq and is a predicted model, not a curated record. The transcript is spliced from 12 exons.
AUGGAACAGAUUCUCAUGGCAAGUCAACUUCCUAUCGAUGCAUUCUCAAAUAAAACUCGGCAGUGCAUCGCAAAUCUUGUUGAUUUCUUCAGGAAAUCUAAAGAUGAACAAGAGCACCGAGCCGCCUACAUAAAUGGAGUAGAGCCAUACUCUCGUCUCGCUGCUGUUCUUGUUGUAUUGUUUGAGAGAGAUGGUGCACUGCGUGUGUUGGUCACAACCCGUGGAGAAAAACUGAAGACACACGGUGGUCAGACGUCUCUACCUGGUGGAAAGAUGGAUGCGGAGGAUAACAGAAACAUCAUCGCUACAGCUUACAGGGAAGCUUACGAGGAAGUUGCGCUGCCUAGAGACUGCCCCCACAUAUACACACUAGGAACUUUGGAUCUCCAUCCAUUUCACAAACUCGUUGUAACACCUGUUGUCGCUGUUUUGACAGAUGCUUCUGUACUAGACGAACUGGUACCCCGUGAAGGCGAAGUGGAUCACAUCUUUUCCCAUCCUGUUGAGGCCUUCCUGAAUCCUAGCCUUGCUGCCAAUCUUGAACCACUAGUGCCCCAUGGGAGCAAAUACUGGCCGCACGAAUCUAAAUACCAUCACUACAGUGACCAUGUAAUCAAAGAUUUAGGUGGGACAACCUACCGCUGGCAUUUCUUUCAAACAAGCGCGUCGCCUGUAACCGGGCUUACAGCUGAUGUCAUGAUACGAGUUGCCGAAAUUGCGUAUCAACGGGAGGCUGACUUUGAGCGAUACGCGUAUGAUCAAAUUCGCAGCUCACAGGCAUGGGUGGAGGCAUUCGAGGAAAAAUAUCAAAAAGCGUUAGCAUUGCACAUAGCCCCUGCCCUGGUUUAUCAGCCCAUCCCUUUCUGUCCGGAACCAUCACAGGCCCCCGCUGUGAAAUCAGUGCCCGCGAUGUUGUCAAUCCUCCUCAUCACUUUGGCAGCCUCGACGACGUUCGCUCAUGGCGAAAGCUCUCUGCAACGUAGAGCGGGUCAGACGUCUGCGGUGUGCACAUCGGACUUUUCGUGGAUGAAUAAUGAGCAUAGCGCAUCACCUUGUCAAGUGGUCGCACAGUUGAAUGCGAUAUGUAACGGCGGCAACUGGGUCAUUCCGGCCAUCAACGCUACAACCCACUACGACAAUCCCUCUAACGACCCCAAUAAUGAUACUGCAAGUUUCUGUACAUGUUCAUGGGCUUCUUAUAACCUUAUCAGUGCAUGCACUGUUUGCCAAAAUGCUGAUUUCCAGUUCAAGAUCUCAGUUUGGACAGAUUAUUCCUCAUUGUGCUCUGGGAAACUUUCAACGACGUGCGCUUCCAAUCACCUAUACUUUCCAUCCAACAUAACACUUCCAACUGAUCUAACUAUACCAUUCUGGGCGGGACAAGAUCCCACAACCUGGCCAAACGGGAGAUUCAAUCCCUCAAACGCGCAACAGAUAGCUAAUGAAAACCAUGCCGAUCUGGGUCAAGUCCCUCCACCUGCUCAGAAAAAGUCGUCGAACGUCGGUGCAAUCGUUGGCGGUGUGAUUGGAGGUUUGGUGGUCAUUGCUGCUGCGAUCGCAGCUGCACUUUAUCUCAUCCGUCGGCAACGCCAGUCCGCUCCCCCAGAGGGAACUCUUCCACUGUCCGACUCGUCUGGGCACAUGCGUUCAAUGUCUGAUGUAUCGGCGUCCACACGGGCUUACACUACUCUUUCAUCUACCCCCUUCAAGACACCUGCGAGCCCUACCAUUUUUACGCACAACACCAGUGUCCGAUCCGUCCCCUUCAUGAGCUCGGUAGCAGCUAGUACAGUACCUUACGGGACCGCUACACCUCCUCCCCUUGUCCGACCCACGGCUACCCCUCCUCCCGUAAACCGAGUCGAAGACGUUAUUGAGCCUUUCACGACGCUUCCACAGCAAACCAACUCUAGUCACGAUAGGAAGCAAUCGAACGGCAACGGGUUCCCUCUGUAUGACUCUCCCUCUGCACCCCCGGUUGGCGCUGCUAUGCACAUGGAGAUCACCCGACCUACAACCCCUAGCCAGGCCCAGAGGGUCGGCCGAUAUAAUCCCCCUGCCUAUGCGGAAUCAUCUGCAGGGAACGGCAAUCGGGCCGCCCACCAACGGAACCAGCCAUCGACCUCGGACGCCCAAUCGUUACACUCUCUCACUUCAAGCAGGCAUCAUGGGACACAACAUACGAUUGCACACAGUCCGAGCUCCAGUGGUUCUGGGAUCACUAAUAUUGUGGGACAAGCGUUUGCCGACAAUGAAGCUAGUGGAAGUGGUAUCAAUAGCUUGCCUGGAUAUGGCCGCCAAGUUGGUCCUUUUAGGGACGAAAAACGGAGGCCUCCGGAAGAUGGGAGUAUCAGUGCUCGCGACAUCGCCUAA